Messenger RNA from Morone saxatilis (striped sea-bass), 993 nucleotides. RefSeq names its product transmembrane protein 121-like. The transcript has a single exon. Lineage: Eukaryota; Metazoa; Chordata; Actinopteri; Moronidae. The record is from RefSeq and is a predicted model, not a curated record. The coding region runs from base 1 to 993 and encodes 330 amino acids.
AUGGUUCCUCCACGACCUCCUGCUAACAAGUGCCAUGUCUGUCUGACGGCAGUCCUCAUCAUGACGAGCCUGGCGCUGAUGGACGCCUACCUGGUAGAACAGAAUCCUGGUCCCAGGAGGGUCGGUGUGUGCGUCACCGUACUGGCCGUGGACGCGUGUUUCCUCAUCGCGCUGCGAUAUGUCGCCGUCUGGGCUGGGUCGGAGGUCCACACAGCCAGACGAGGCUACGCCAUGAUCCUCUGGUUCUUCUACAUCUUCAUCCUGGAAAUCAAGGUCUAUUUUGUGUAUCAGAACUACAAGUCUCAGGAUGUAGAUGCAGAGACAGAUGCAGGCGUGUCCAGGAGAGGUCUCACACUGCUGCUGUCUGUCUGCAUGCCCACUGUGUUCAUAACUCUGGCAGCCAUAGAUCAUUUGGAGUACCUACGGCCGUACAAAAAAAGAGAGGAGAUACGGAGUCGUCUCUUCUGGGUGGUGGUGGACCUGCUGGAUGUUGUGGACGUUCAGGCCAACCUGUGGGAGCUUCAGAGGGAAGGGCUCCCCCUGUGGGUGGAGGGAUUGAUGUUCUUCUACUGCUACAUCCUCCUCCUGGUACUGCCCUGUGUCUCCCUGAGUGAGAUCAGCAUGCAGGGGGUGAACAUUGUCCCACACAAAAUGAUGCUCUACCCAAUCCUCAGUCUCGCCACCAUCAACGUCAUCACCCUUCUGAUCCGCAGCGGAAACCUGCUGAUUUACGGGGACAUCCGAGUGUCUGGGAUCAUGAUGGGCAAGAACGUGAUCGCUAUAGUCGUGAAGUGCUGCAGUCUGGCGCAGUACAGGAAACACCAGCAGGCUUCUCCUCCCGUAGAUCGAGGAGCUGAGAUGCAAAAGAGCUCUCUGGUGGACGUUCAGAUCAACAACAUCCAGCCGUUGGUGCUGCCCAGAGUCGUGAUCGAGGACUUCACCACCAUACCGGAGGAAGACGAGCAGAGUGAGGACGAAAAGAAGCAAACGUGA